UUCGGAAGUUCUCGGAGUUUAUAUUAGGACAGCCUGAGGGCACAUUGACACGCUGUGUGUCAUUUUCUGUCAGAUUUACUAAUUUUAUCUUUGUACGAAGUGUACUUUGUCAAGACAGGUGAAGUCCAUUUACAAUGGCUGAUAGUCGGAGAGGAUUUCAUCCCGAUCCUGAACUCACUGAGAUACUUGGGAGACUAUGGGAACUGGACACAAACAAAUGCUAUGCUGGACAGGACUUUGAUAUUGAUCUACAGGGAUAUGUGACCAGUGGUAGAGAGCUUCAGAGAGACAGGGCUAAAUACACACUCUUUGCUUGGGUCGAUGAAGAAAAUGUGUUUGAAAGAAAGACCUAUAAAACAUUUAAAGCCCUACUGGACAACUAUGAACUUGAGUGUGGAAAGCAGGAAGUGGUCACAAAUGAAGAGAGAAAAGAGAAUCGAGACUUUAUAGAUGCUAUCAUGGAGACUGACGUAAUGCAGGAAGCUCAUCGUUAUCUUGUGGAGAGGGGAAAAGCUCCGCAGGACGAGAUCGAGUUCAAAAGACUGCUCUACAGGACCUGGUUCAGCCUUAUUCGCAGGACAAAGGGGGAUAGGGACUUUGACUCCAGCAGUUUUGAGCACGUAUUUGUGGGUGAGGGACGAGAAGAUGAAUUUAUUGGACUUCAUAAUUGGAUUCAGUUCUACCUGCAGGAAAAAGCAGGGAACAUUGACUACCACGGAUACUUUAGAAGGGAAACAGUCAAGGAUGACGAACAUUUCCGGUUGAUAGCUCUACAGUUUAACUGGCGGGGAGAGAAGGGGAAGCCAAUGUGUUCCUGUUUCCUGGGAACGAGUCCAGAGUUUGAGAUCGCAGCGUACACUGUCUGCUUCCUGAGCGGUAAACACGGACGUAACAUGGAUGUUCAGUUGGGCGAGUACGAGGUGGAAGUCAGCUGUCUACCACUGGGAAAACAUUGUAUAGGAACAGCUUAUAUUGCCGCGGCCAGGAUGAACUAGAUUAGGAACAGCUUAUAUUGCUGCCGCUAGAAUGAACUAGAUUAGGAAACAGCUUAUGUUGCAGCGACCAGAAUGAAUUAGAGUAUUACCUCACAAACGACAGCCUCUGGCCUUUAAUUAGAAGAAGACAUCCCUCCAAUAAAAAAAUAUUUAAUCCUCUACAGAAUGAAAAAACUUUCUGAUCAACUUCAAACUCUUGCCUUAAUGUUCAUUUUGACCUAGAACAUGUGUGUACUGUUUUGUAAUCGUAAAUGUUGUGAAAUACUCAAUGAUACAUAUCAGAAUGUAUAAAUAUUGAUGUUAAUUAAUGAUCUUGGUAUUAAUCUUUAAAUAGUAUUUCUUAAUAUUUUUGAUUUUAACAAAUGGUGCUCUUUGGAUUAUGCAAUAUUG
Messenger RNA from Saccostrea cuccullata (small rock oyster), 1385 nucleotides. RefSeq names its product poly(U)-specific endoribonuclease-A-like. The coding region runs from base 135 to 995 and encodes 286 amino acids. The record is from RefSeq and is a predicted model, not a curated record. The transcript has 6 exons. NCBI's taxonomy places the organism in Eukaryota, Metazoa, Mollusca, Bivalvia, Ostreida, Ostreidae. Gene Ontology annotation, molecular function: RNA endonuclease activity.